CACGAGCAGCACGCAGCAAUAGAUCGUUCUUCAGUGGUGGAAACCCCAUUCUCGUGGUGGUGGUAUUGGGUAAAGAGUGGCCGGAUGAUAACUCCCAGAGUGAGAUCUUUAGGGUGUGACAUGCCGAUCUCUGACCCCGACCAGCUUGUUGCGGCGUUCAAGAAUUCUGGCGAGUUCGACAAGCUUCGUAGGGAGCUUCUUGCCAAUGCACAGAAUUCUGAUGGAUAUGAAGCAUUCAAGGCACGACUGGCGGACAUAGUCAAGCAACGACUGCAGUCUGGUCAAUUAGACUCGAAUGACAACCUUCACAAGGAACUCAUACAAGAAGUGAACCGUUUUCCGGUCGUUGACCGAUUCGCCUCAGAGACAACUACCGGCAUGCUUGCGUCAAACUCCUUCAAUGAUAACCUUCGCUCGGCCCUGGAACGUAUUCUUCGUGAAGACCAACAAAAGGAAUCGGUCGCUCUUCCUCCACCAAGUUCACAACCAUCAGCUCCCAACGAUUCUUAG
Molecule: messenger RNA, 510 nt
Organism: Mycena indigotica
Lineage: Eukaryota; Fungi; Basidiomycota; Agaricomycetes; Agaricales; Mycenaceae
Exons: 3
Coding region: 85-510 (141 amino acids)
Source: RefSeq, a predicted model, not a curated record